AUGGCUUCGUGCGUGCAGAACGUGGUAGUCCGGGCGGCGUUGACGGCGUCAGGCGCACUGGUCCCGGGCUCGCCGCUCCUCACCUCAGUGGCCAGCAUGUCGGCCAAGGAGUUUGUCCAGGCGGCGGCGGACGGGGCGUACACCACAGCACGGACGGCUGAGGGACGGACGGCGCUGUUCCAGGCUGAGUUUCAUGCCAGUCGGCUGGCUGACUCGAUGAACGCACUUGUCCGCAAUCAUGCCGGUGCGACGCCGUCUGCUCUUCCGGCUUCCAUCUACGUUGCUGACGACGACGCCUUUGCUGAGGAUGACGUGAUGGACAUGCUGCUCGCGCUCUGCGCUGCUGGCCGCGACGCCAUGAUGGACGGCCGCGAUGCCGGCUGUGGUGCCGCCACAGGCGAAGAGGUGCCCACCCGUGGCGAGCUCAAGGUAGUCGUCUGUCUACCGUCAGCUGAGCGGGUUGCCCAUGCACACUUUUCGUCCAUGCCGCCUGUUCCGUCACCGCCGGUCGUGGUCGAGCUCCGUCCGCAGGGUGACGUUGCCGCGCACUCGGUCGAGGCCAAGAGCACGGCCUGGGUGCACGAUCGGGUGGUGUUUGAGAACGCCAUGGCGGCCGACGCCAACGAGGUCAUCUGCUACGCCGCUGAUGGUGCUGCCGUCGAGGGACUCUCAUCAAACGUGUUUGUUGUCACCGCUGACGGCGAUAUCCUCACUGCUCCGGACUCGGCGGUGCUCAAGGGCUCCAUGCGGGCCCUCAUUCUCGACCUUGCGGACGAAGAGGGCAUUCCGAUUGUCUACGGUGCGCCCAACGUGGCCGACGCCGCCACAUGGCGCGGCAUGCUGAUCUCUUCCACAUCGCGCUGCGCACUCCCUGUCGACCAGCUGUGGGUAUUUGACGAUCUCUCGUCCUCAGCCUCGGCCACCUACACCUGGUCGCCGCUUGAUCCGACGCUUACUACGCUCCAGAAUGCCGUCAACGCCCACAUCGCCACCCAUUCGAUGCCGUUCUAG
Messenger RNA from Thecamonas trahens ATCC 50062, 1011 nucleotides. RefSeq lists its product as uncharacterized. The record is from RefSeq and is a predicted model, not a curated record. The coding region runs from base 1 to 1011 and encodes 336 amino acids. NCBI's taxonomy places the organism in Eukaryota, Apusomonadida, Apusomonadidae. Gene Ontology annotation, molecular function: catalytic activity. The transcript has a single exon.